AUGAGGCAAGGGGAUCCCACUUCUCUGUUUCUUUUUGUUGCUGUUAUGGAAGCCUUGUCUCGUUUAAUUGACAAGGCGGGGGAGGCGGGUGUUUUCUCGGGUAUUAAGCUUCCUAACGACGGUCCGAUGUUGUCCCAUUUAUUAUUUGCGGAUGAUGCUUUGAUAAUUGGUGAUUGGGAAGAAAGUAAUGCUUUACAUAUUAUUAGAAUUUCAAGGUGCUUCCACGUGUGCUCUGGGCUGAAAAUUAAUUUGGGAAAGUCUAAUUUGAUCGGUAUUGGCGUUGAUGGUUUGGAAGUAGAAGCUUUGGCAGAAGUCGUUGGUUGCAAACCGGAUUCCCUUCCGUUUAAGUAUCUUGGGCUUAAGGUGGGGGCUAAUAUGAACCGUGUAAAUAAUUGGAGACCUGUGUAUGACAUUUUUGAAUCUAGGCGUGCUCUUUGGAAAUCCGCUAUGAUGUUUAUAGGAGGGAGAGUUACGCUUAUUCGUUCGGUCCUCGAGAGCCUUCCCAAUUAUUACUUCUCCUUAUAUAAGGCGCCCUUGAAAGUUGUUAAAGAUCUGGAAAGCCUCAUUAAAAAGUUUCUGUGGGGAGCUGAGGGCCGAGUGAGGCUGUUGGAUGGUAUCUCUCGGCUCUGUGAUUGCUUUAGGGGAUCGGUGGGUAGGGGAGAUAAUAUACUGUUUUGGUUGGAUCCUUGGUUGAUGGAGGUUCCUUUGAAGGAGGCGUUCCCUAAGUUGUUUGCGCUUGAAGUUGUUAAGACUUGCUCGGUGCGUGAUUGGUUGUUAGGUGUAUGGCUUUGGAAACAUGAGCCUGACAUGGUUGACGAGUUGGCGGAAUUGUCUGCUCUCAAAGAAGCCAUGGCUCCGGAUUGCUUAAUUGACAGGAUGGACGACUGGAAACGGACUCCCGAUCAUUCCGGAUUAUUUUCAGUUAGCUCUGUUAAAUGUGUUUUGGAAGGUGUCAACAACAACAUCAGUAACUAUGUGGUCGAAUGGUGCAAAUGGGUCCCGAUUAAGUGUAACGUUUUCAUUUGGAGAGCGGAAUUAAACAGAAUUCCCACUGCCGAUGCAUUGCGGCGUAGGGGCAUUGUUGUGGGUGACGAGGCUUGUCCUCUUUGCAAGUUGGAGAUUGAAUCGGUGGAGCAUCUCUUCGCGUCUUGUGUAACGGCUGUGGUCCUGUGGCAAAAAAUUAGUCGUUGGUUGUCGAAUUCCUCCCAUCUUUGCAUUUUCAUUUAA
Helianthus annuus (common sunflower) is the source of this 1227-nucleotide messenger RNA. RefSeq lists its product as uncharacterized. The transcript has 2 exons. Lineage: Eukaryota; Viridiplantae; Streptophyta; Magnoliopsida; Asterales; Asteraceae. Bases 1 to 1227 code for a protein of 408 amino acids. The record is from RefSeq and is a predicted model, not a curated record.